Molecule: messenger RNA, 654 nt
Organism: Adineta steineri
Lineage: Eukaryota; Metazoa; Rotifera; Eurotatoria; Adinetida; Adinetidae
Source: the annotation of a GenBank genome assembly
AUGUGGCGAUAUUUAUCAGUUAUAUUUAUUAUUGCUUAUGCGACAAUAGUAGAAAGUACUUGUCCACAACCAAAAAAAUACUAUAUUGAUUGUACUGCUCCUCAAUCACUUGCUAGUUCAGUAAAAAUAUGUCUCAAGUAUGGAAUGACUUUAUUGAAUUUAACAAAUUCUUCAAAUAUAUUUGAUGACGUCAAUGUUCUGAAUCAAACUCUAAUAUCACUGAGUUGUUCAGCUAAUUUUUGGUUUUCAUCUGGUAAUUUGACUGGAUUGGUUGCAAAUACUGCUAACCUUGGUACGGUACUUACUAAUAUUCUUUCUGGUCUUCUCGGCACAUUAGGAGCAGUGUUGGAUAUAGUUGGUACUGUACUUGCUUGUCUUCUAGGCGGUUGUCCAGUAACAACAACGCCUGCACCUAUUACUAGUGCAAUUAUCGUUUGUACUCGUUCUAUACAACAACGUGUUAUACAAAAAUGUUCAACACAAACGGAACGAGCAGAUAUGAAAACAUUUCAAUUUCUUGAACAACCAAUGUAUGGUGGCAUAUUAGAUACAUUUCCUGCACGAAGUCGAGCAACAUGUAGUGGUCUAUGUUCAGCAGAUAAUAGCUGUACUGGCAUAUCAUACAUAGAUGGAAUCUGUAACCUUUAUUUAUAA